Serinus canaria (Common canary) is the source of this 651-nucleotide messenger RNA. Its product is annotated as PDZ domain-containing protein MAGIX-like. Gene Ontology annotation, molecular function: protein binding. The record is from RefSeq and is a predicted model, not a curated record. NCBI's taxonomy places the organism in Eukaryota, Metazoa, Chordata, Aves, Passeriformes, Fringillidae. The transcript has 3 exons. Bases 1 to 414 code for a protein of 137 amino acids.
AUGGAGUGCCGCCGCGCCGGUUCGCGGAUGGACUGGCCUACGGUGGUCCCGGUCGGGUUCGGUGUACAGGAGUCGCACCGUGCGGGGAGGCGGGGGCGGGCGUUCGGGUUAGCCUGGGGGGGCCCUGCCGGGGUGUUCGUGCGGGGGCUGCGCCAGGGGGGCCCGGCCCAGCGCUGCGGCUGCAUCCAGGUCAGUGACGAGCUCCUGGCCAUCAACGGGGCCCCCACGGCCGGCAUGAGCCACGCGCAGGCGCUGGCCCGGAUCCGGGGGGGGGGCAGCCGCCUGCGCCUCCUGCUGCGCCGCCCCCACGGGACGCCCCCAGCCCCGCUGGCUCGGGGGGUGCUGCGGCUGUGCGUGGGCAGCUCCCCGCGGGGGGAGCCCUGCUUCUGCCUCGUGGGGGGGCUGCACCCCUGACCCCCCGGACCCCCGCACACGGACGGUGACGCCGCAGCGAGGUUCGCCCCCCGCCCCAUUUUUUGGUGCUUUGGAUGGGGUCCCCCAGCGCGGGGGGGUCAUUCUGGUGCCCUUCGUUAUGGCGGGUGCGCCCUUCGAGCUAUGCAAGGGACCCCCGUUCCGGGGGUCGCACGGAGGUGUUGUCCCCCUCCCCAUUUCGGGGUGCUCAAUAAAGGUGGGGGCUCCCAUUUCCCACAA